Molecule: messenger RNA, 2049 nt
Organism: Alligator mississippiensis (American alligator)
Lineage: Eukaryota; Metazoa; Chordata; Crocodylia; Alligatoridae
Exons: 8
Coding region: 1-1983 (660 amino acids)
Source: RefSeq, a predicted model, not a curated record
AUGGUCUCUUGCUGCCAGACAUAUUCCCAGCUGCAGGUGACCACGGCGCCCUCCUCCACGGCCCGCGUGGGCUCGGGGGCCCUGCUGCAGUGCUGGUUCGAUGUUGGGGAGUGGGUGGCCCUGGACUCCCUGUGGGUGACGUGGUAUUUCUUGGAGCAAGAGGUGGCCUGGUACGAGCAGGGCAGGAGCCAGACCCUGCCCAAAGCCCAUCUGCUUUUGGAAAAGGAACUGGAGGGUGGAGAUGCCUCCCUGUCCCUGGCUGCAGUGACAGUGCCUGACAGGGGCUUGUACUGGUGUGUUGUUGGGUACAGGGUGCAGCAGCACCAUGGGGAGACCAUCCUGCACCUGCUCGGUGCCAAGGUCCAGGUGACCACAGUGCCCUCCUCCUGGGCCCGCGUGGGCUCAGGGGUCCUUCUGCAUUGCCGGUUCACUGUUGAGGGGCCAGUGGCCCUGGACUCCCUGCGGGUGCAGUGGUAUUUAGGGGAGGUGAAGGUGGCCUGGUAUGACCGGGGCAGGAGCCAGGCCCAGUCCGGAGCCAGCCUGCCAUCAGAGAACGAGCUGCAAAGUGGAGAUGCCUCCCUGUCACUGGCCACGGUGACCACUUUGGACACGGGCAUGUACAAGUGUAUCGUGUGGUACAGGAAACAUCAGCACCAGGGAAAGACCCGACUGCAGCUGCUCGUUGGCCCAACAAUCUCCAUCCCAAGACCACAAGCUGUGGCCGGUAAGGAAACCUCGCUCCUGUGCCACGUGGCAGGAUUCUUCCCCAUGGAUGUGGACGUGGUGUGGCUGAGAGAUGGGCAGGUCCAGAAGGGCUUCAUUCACUCCAGCCCCCAAAGGAAACUGGAUGGGACCUUCAUCUUCACCUUGACCUACACCUUCACCCCUAACCUCCAUGACAGUGGCAGCAUCUUCUCCUGCCGCGUCUACCAUGAGGUUCUGGGGCAGUCACUGCAGGAGGACGUCUCCCUGGACAUCCUAGCUGCCCCAACCAUCUCCAUCCCAAGACAGCCAGCCAUGGUGGACAACAAGACCUCUCUCCUGUGCCAAGUGGGGGGCUUCUUCCCCGAGGAUGUGGACGUGGCAUGGCUGAGAGAUGGGCAGGUCCUGGAGGGCUCCACCCGCUCCAGCCUCCAGAGGAACCCAGACAGGACCUUCACUCUCACCCUCACACACACUUUCACCCCCACCCGCAGUGAUGUCAGCAGCAUCUUCUCCUGCCGCAUUCAACAUGCAGCUCUGGCACAGCCAUUGCAGGAGCAUGUCCUGCUGGUCAUCCUAGUACAGAGCACAGACGUGGAUCAAACCAGAACACUGAUCAUAGCCAUCAUAAUCAUAGCAGGAACCGUGGUCAUCAUAAUCAUUUCCCGCCAUAUAAAUAGGAGCAAAGGCUGGGCAGUCCCAUACUCCAUCUCGGAUGUGGCUGGGCCAGAGCGGUGCUUGCUGGGCCAGGAGGUGACCCUGCACUGCUCCAGGGAGGAGACGUUCCCUGAGGAUGUCACCAUCAAGUGGGAGUGGAUCCACAGUGAGGAAAGGACCGUGCCUGAGAGCAACCAGCCACAGUCCCCAUCCGCUCCCAGGGGAUGCAGAGUGACAGAGGAGAGAGCAGAGACCUGUCUCACAUCCUUCCUGACCUUCACCCCCACAGUGCAGGACGACGGGGUGAGGGUCCAGUGCUGCUUUGUCCAUGAGGCCAAGCGGAUCAGAGAGGAGCGAGUGUCACCAGAGAUCCGGGUGAGGGCCCGGCCGCAGGUGUCUGAGAUCCAGGUGUUGCCAGAGUGGGACCCCCGCGACAAGGUGCCGUUUGCUGUCCAGCUCCACAACUUCUACCCCAGGGAGGUGCCCCCGAUCCAGUGGGGCUGGGACGGGGCCGGGAGCUGGGGGGAAGACCCCGCGCUGAUAGACAAGAAUGCAGACGGCACGUUCACUGCAACGAGCAUCUGGAGAGUGCCCAGCCGGAGCCUGACCCGACCGGAGCUGUGAGUGCGAGUGUGCGUCCAGCACGGCCCCGGAGAGCCCCCGAGCGAGAGAGAGCUCAGCCUGAGGGCC